AUUCAUUCCUUAUUAUGUGUAAGUAGCCACAUAUGGUUGGUGGUGACUAGGUUGGACAGUCCAGGUCCAGAGCGUGAGCAGGUCACGUCACUGCUGUGCAGAAAGUGCCACAGGACCAGAGGAGACGCUGAAGUGCCCAGCCCCCCUGUCGCUCUCCUAAGUCUCCGCCUCCCACGCCCAGGCUCCCAGCUUUGCAGACUCACGCCUUCUCCCUUUGGCUGGAUUCCAUCCCUGCCCCGGGGGCUUCAUGCCAGGCACCCAGACCAUGCAAAAUUCACCCUAGCUUAGAGGUUCCCAAAUGUGUCCUGCACGACUCCAGUUUUGUAGAAGGUUCUGUAAAAAGCAAAAGGGCAGGCAGGGCUUGUGCUUGAAAAGUUUGGGAGACAGUGGGUGAAGCAAAGUAAGAGGAUUCUUUACUACACAACCUCUCAGAGCCUUUAACAUGCCAAAGUGCCUUGUGAAUUUCUAAGAGGUGGACAGCAUAAGCAGUGUUUCCCAAACUUACUUGACCGUGGAACCCUUUCUCGGUAUAGUAUUGGGAUAGGCCAGUUGCUGUGGAACACACUUAGAGAAAUACCCUUCUAGUGGCUUUAUUUAAUAUGUAUUGGGCCUCUCAAGAGGCAGAGCUGUGGCUUCUUCGUCAGAUCUCCAUCCCCUCCUGGAUUGCUUAGCGAGGAGGGAGACAGUGAGUUAAUUUGUUCCUUCAAUGGUCUUUGUUCAUUUAUUUAUUCAUGGAAAAAAUGGUUCCAUACCUACCACAUGGAGCCUGCUCUGGGCAAAUGAUUCGUGAGUGAGGAGGCUGACCUCAGGCAGAGCCCUGCCCUCACCUACACCCACACCCCCCGCCCCACAACACAGGGGUGGGUUCUACGGCUGUCAGACAUUCAUAGUCUAGCUCUAAUACCUGCUUGUUACAGCAGGUGGACCCCCAGGCAGGGCCUGAUGGGCACCUCUCCUUUCAGGCAUUCAUGGGUGCAAUUCUGUGCUCCCUUGAGGGAGGGCGUGUGGGGAGCGUGCCAGCCUUCCCAGCCACCAGCUCUCCUCAGCCUUGCUGGCCUGAGAGGGGUGCUGCCUCUGCUUUGCGUAGGUUCCUCCUGGUCAACGCACCCACCUGACCCUUCCAAGCAUGCUCCCUUUCCUCCAGCACACCGGCUCUUGGCCUGUCUCUUUCCCACCCUACUGUCUCCUGCCCGUUACUAGACAGGCUCUGGUCUCUCCCACCUUAAAACUCAGCUGGGAUAAAUGAUUCUCAACGGUGAAAGGGAAGGAGGAAGGAGACCUGGGUUUCCAGUCUUGGCUCUGUCCAUGGCUCACUAUGUGACUUGGACAGGUCCUCCCUGCUCAGGCGUCAGUGUCUCCUUCUGUACGGUUAUCCCGAAGCCAUCUUCCAGCUACAAGGAUGUGAUCUGGACCCCUGCGGAUCCUGUGGUCCUUUGCCGUCGCGACCAUCACAGAAAUCCCCCCUGUCAUCUUCCUCCCCAACUUCCUUGUGCAGAGAAAGGUGCUGAGGCCCCUUCGGACCCAGACAGGAGGAACCAUCAUGGGGGCGGCUUCCACCACUGCUCCAGUGACCGGGGCGGGGGCUUCUGUGCCUAUGCGGACAUCACACUUGCCAUCAAGUUUCUAUUUGAACGUGUGGAGGGCAUCUCCAGAGCCACCAUCAUUGAUCUCGAUGCCCACCAGGGCAAUGGGCAUGAGCGGGACUUCAUGGGGGACAAGCGUGUGUACAUCAUGGACGUCUACAACCGCCACAUUUACCCCGGGGACCGCUUUGCCAAGCAGGCUAUCAGGCGAAAGGUGGAGCUGGAGUGGGGCACGGAGGAUGAUGAGUACCUGGAUAAGGUGGGGAGGAACAUCAAGAAGGCCCUCCAGGAGCAUCGGCCGGACGUGGUCGUGUACAACGCAGGCACCGAUGUCCUUGAGGGGGACCGCCUUGGGGGGCUGUCCAUCAGCCCAGAGGGCAUUGUGAAGCGGGAUGAGCUCGUGUUCCGAGUGGUCCGUGGCCACCAGGUGCCCAUCCUCAUGGUGACGUCGGGCGGGUACCAGAAGCGCACGGCCCGCAUCAUAGCUGACUCGAUUCUCAAUCUGCAUGGCCUGGGGCUCAUUGGGCCCAAGUCCCGCAGCGUCUCUGCACAGAGCUCGGACACACCUCUGCUGCCCAUGGCAGUGCCCUGACCUGAGCUGCCCUGCUGGUCGCCUCCCUGCCUGCCUUGAGCCCAGCCCACCUGCCUGCCCACCUGAUCUAGUGCUUUUGGUUUUCUAGCCUGAGGGGCGGUGCAGGGCAGCCAGCUAGGAGGCGUGGGCUGCCAGGCAGGGAGAGUGACCUGUGUGGCCUCUUGAGAGCACGGAGGGGCAGGGGCCUGCCCCGACUGGGCUGGCAGCUCCUCCACUCUCCCCAUGGCAGCUGGGAGGGUCUCCAGGCCCCUCUGCGGGGUGGGAACAGAAGGCAGAGCCUGAGUCCCGGGGAAGACCCUGCAUGGAGUCUUCAUAGUCGUCUAAGAGAAGAGAAAGGAGGUAGGCAGUUCACAGAGGAGAGAGGAUGGGUCAGGCCCGGGAAGCCGCAGGGAGGCCCUGGAGGUGGGGUGUUCUGGUGUUCCAGAAAGUCAGACCCAGAUCAGAUCGAGGAAUCUUCCAUCUCUACCACGUUUGGCCUCAUCCCUGCUCUUGCGUCCAUGAGAUUUGCUUCUCCCCUCCGUGCCUCAGCCAGGGUGUGAGGAGCAGGUGUGUCCAGGGACGGGGCUGGGAGCAGGGUGCUGAGCUAGGCUCCAGGAUGUGGGGAGGGGGUUCCCAGAUCACCUGGCCUUGGAUUUGAGGGCAGUAGGGAAGGGGGUACAGUUGCCUCUCCCAUCUGGGACUCCCCUUAAUAAACCAAGGGCUGAACCAGCUCUCUGAGAGCCCUCCUGUGUGAUUGAGGGAUGAGGAGGCCUGUGAGCCCCCAAACCUCCACCUCAGCAGUGGUCUCAUCUGCAGGUUUAUGGGGAGGAUCCUUAGCUCAGGGAGGAGCUUGGGCACAGUAGCCUUGAUGGCGGCUGCUGACCCAGGUGGACAGGGGGCAGAGGAAGAUGGGGUCAUGGGAAGGCAAGGCCUGGCAGGUAGGUAUCAGGGAUGGAUGCAGGAACUACAGCCCCAGGUAGGGCCUGAGGCAUUGGCAAGGCCAGACUAGGGGGUUGUGGGGAGGUUCUUGGAGGGCAACCAGUAGUCUCCAUCAUGGCCAGGACACCAGGAGGCUCUGAGGGUAGGUGGCUGAGUGGGGCCCUGGGUAGGGCUGCUGCCUCCACAGGCCUCACCUCCUGACCUAUCUCUGUGUCCAGGGUUCCAGAUGGGCCCUGACUUCUGGCCCUGGCCUUGGCCUUGUCUUCAGCUCUAAUCCGAAGGGGACAUUCAGGGCUGCCGAGGAAGCCAGGCAGGGGGAAUGUCCACCGCCUCCAUUGCCUGGGCAUAUUCUUAGCCGGUGACUGUGGCCUUGACCACAGUCAGGGGAGGGAAAGUGGGCCAGCUGAGGUGUCCCCUGCUCUCGGUCAGCCCCACUGAUGGGACUUGUGCUUGUGGUCAUCUGGGGGAUGCCCCCACAUUUCCCUUACUCUCCCUCUGCUAGGGGGAAAGAGUUCCAAGAUCCCCAAUUGACUCAAAUGUGCCAACCUCCUGGCCUGGACCUGGAAGGACUAACAAUGUACUUGGACCCCCCCGCCUUGGCCAGUAGUCCCUGUGGACCUGACUCUCGGUACCUGACAUCCAUGCAUUACCGCUGCAGGCCUGUGGCGUCGGGGCAGGCAGUGCACAUGGUUUGGUGUUACUGAGUUUCUCUUCUGUUCAUAGAGAAUCAUAAAGGCUCUUAAGUGGACCCAGCUGCUGCGUGUUCUUGACAUGAACUCCCACUCCUUUCUGAGAAUGACAUGAAAUAAAGAUUAGAAUUCACACAGCA
Loxodonta africana (African savanna elephant) is the source of this 3922-nucleotide messenger RNA. It is a transcript of the gene HDAC11, whose product is annotated as histone deacetylase 11. The transcript has 7 exons. Bases 1243 to 2175 code for a protein of 310 amino acids. Gene Ontology annotation, cellular component: histone deacetylase complex. Lineage: Eukaryota; Metazoa; Chordata; Mammalia; Proboscidea; Elephantidae. Gene Ontology annotation, molecular function: histone deacetylase activity. The record is from RefSeq and is a predicted model, not a curated record.